UCCCUUGCUCUUCAAAGCACACGAGAAGACCCUCUCCACAUUCUCUUUUUUCUUUUUUACAUAUAAAUAUGAAUCCGCUCCAAUUAGGCAGACUGUCCAAAUUCUUGCAGAUUAGCCGGCCUCGACAAUUGUUCUUGAUUGAACUCCCUCUAAAACAAAUUCAUAUUUGAAAUCUGUCGAUUAUUACCAUUAGAGUUCCCGAAAAGCCACGCACUUUCUCUAACUGGGCUGAGUUCAUUUACCUUCUUCAUCCGUGCAGCUCUGCUUUCUCUUCCUCCUUUUCCUUUUGUAGUAUAACUCUUGCUAAAGAAUUAAUUUCAACACUUCCUAUGUUUUCUUAGUCGCCAGGACAGGGCAGCCCCUAGUAACACAAUAGGCUGGGAUUUAUGUGCAUUCUUCCGGAAUAUGCGACCGGGCAUCUUGAAUUUUCUGGUCGGAUUGCUCAGCUUUUACAGGUCCAUGGGGUCUCUAAUUUAGGUGGCUCUUCUCCUGGCCGGAACCCAAUUGCUGAUGGCAGUGAAACCGUUUAUUGUGCAUUUGGAAAGCAUGGGUUUUGGCGACAAAUGUUUGUGGCGGGUAAAUUUUGAUGCUGAUAAAGUAUUCAGGAGCAUUACUGGCAGAAAUCCAAGGUUUUGUAACUUUCUUCCAUCAAAUAUUAUAAUAUCAUCUGUUCGUUCUAGGCACAAGUUUUCAGAGAAGUUGUUGAAGGGUCUUGAUGGUAACAAAAAGGAAUCUGUGUUGAUGGGUUACAGUUGUCUUGCUGAUUUGAUUGGAAAUCAUAAAUUUAAAGAAAAGCUCCUAGAAGGAAAUGUUAAUUCAGAUUCCACCUUGAUAUGCAAGAGAUUCCCCUCCAUUACACUGGGUUGCUUCCCAACUGUGGAAUUGUACAAUGGACCUACAUGCUAUUCUCAAACAACAGAAUUGUUGGAGCCUCAAGUUCUUGAAGAUGUGAGCAGCACUUGUGUUAGGAAUGACGUAGUUGAUAAGCCUACAAUGUAUUCUCAGUCAGCUGACUGCAUGAAAGAGACAAGAACCAAGUCCGAAGUGAUGACAGAUAAAUUUCGUAGUGAUGCCGUGUCGGUUAACCAACAAACUGCUAUGACUGUGGCAGAAAUCCUUGAUGGGCACAUCCGUGGCAUGAAUGGGUUGACUAAGCGCCAGCUCCAUCUACUGGAAAAUUGUGGUUUUUACACAUUGAGGAAAUUGCUGCAUCAUUUCCCGCGGACAUAUGCUGAUCUGCAGAAUGCUGAGAUGGAAAUUAAUGAUGGGCAAUAUUUGAUCUUUGUUGGGAAAAUAGUAUCAUCCAGGGGAAUACGGACACGUGGCUCAUUUGCCUUUCUUGAGGUAGUUGUGGCUUGCGAGGUUCCAUCUUCUGUCUCAAAUUCUCAGCCUGUGGUUGAUGAAGUUGAAGAUAAAAAGAAAAGAAUUAUAUAUUUGCAUCUAAAGAAAUUUUUUCGUGGUAUUCGCUUCACAUGUCCACCAUUUCUUAAAAGUAUGCAAGAAAAGCACAAAGAAGGAGAUAUUGCUUGUGUUAGUGGCAAGGUGCGUACAUUGCCUAGUAAGGAUCACUUUGAAAUGAGGGAGUACAACAUUGAUCUACUGAAAGACAAAGAUGACACUUGUGCUAGUGCUAAAGGAAGGCCGUAUCCCAUAUACCCUUCUAAGAAAGGCGUUAACCCUGAGAUUCUCAGGGAUUUAAUAUCAAGGGCUUUAAAAACACUGCCUGACAAUCUUGACCCUCUCCCUAAGGAUGUUACAAAGGAUUUUGAACUUCUAUCCCUUUCUGAUGCCUAUAUUGGAAUUCACCAGCCAACUAAUCUGAAUGAGGCUGACUUAGCUCGCAAAAGACUCAUAUUUGAUGAGUUCUUUUAUAUUCAGUUGCGAAGAUUAUUCCAAAUGCUUGAGGGUCUUGGCACAAAACUAGAGAAAGAUGGUUUGCUUAAUAGAUACAAGAAACCUGAGUUGAACACAGUGUUUAUGAAGGACUGGUCUAAUAUCACAAAAAAAUUCAUGAAGGCUCUUCCAUUUACACUCACAUCGAGUCAGCUAUGUGCCAUUUCAGAAAUCAUAUGGGAUCUGAAAAGACCAGUUCCAAUGAAUAGGCUGUUACAGGGUGAUGUUGGAUGCGGUAAGACUGUAGUUGCUUUUCUAUCCUGCAUGGAGGUAAUUGGCUCCGGUUAUCAGGCUGCUUUUAUGGUUCCCACUGAGCUUCUAGCUAUUCAGCAUUAUGAACAGCUACUGGGCUUGUUAGGGAACUUUCAAGAUGCAAAUGAGAAACCUUCUGUUGCUCUUUUAACGGGCUCUACCCCAACAAAGCAAGCACAACUGGUACGGAAGGGUCUCCGAAAUGGAGAGAUCUCUAUGGUCAUUGGAACUCAUACUUUAAUAUCAGAAAAGGUGGAGUUUUCAGCUUUACGCAUUGCUAUUGUAGAUGAGCAACACCGCUUUGGUGUUAUUCAAAGAGGACGCUUCAACAGCAAGUUAUAUUUUAACAGCAUAACAUCCCAGUUGAUGUCAUCUAGUUCAAAUAACUCCCUGAAAAGGGAUGUUUCGAUGGCUCCACAUGUUCUGGCAAUGUCAGCCACACCAAUUCCAAGGUCACUGGCUCUGGCUUUGUAUGGUGACAUGUCCUUGACUCAAAUAACUGAUUUGCCGCCUGGAAGAACACCUGUUGAGACACAUGUUAUUGAAGGAGAUGACAUUGGGAUGGAGAGGACUUUCAAGAUGAUGUUGAAGGAAUUAAGAACAGGGGGGAAAGUGUAUGUUGUGUAUCCUGUAAUUGAACAAUCUGCGCAACUACCUCAACUUCGUGCUGCUUCAUCUGAUCUUGUAACAAUUUCUGCUAAGUUUCCUGGUUAUAAAUGCGGAUUGUUGCAUGGUAGAAUGAGAAGCGACGAGAAGGGAGAAGCACUGAGGCUGUUUAGAUCUGGGGAAAUAAAUAUAUUGCUGGCCACACAAGUAAUUGAGAUAGGGGUCGAUGUGCCAGAUGCAUCUAUGAUGGUUGUGAUGAAUGCUGAGAGAUUUGGCAUGGCGCAACUACAUCAGCUUCGCGGUAGAGUUGGGCGUGGAGAAAGGGAGUCCAAGUGUAUAUUUUUAGCCUCAACAACAUCUAGUCUGAAGCGACUGAAGAUACUAGAGAAGUCAUGUGAUGGAUUCCACCUUGCAAAUAUGGACCUCCUCCUUCGUGGGCCUGGCGACUUGCUUGGCAAAAAACAAUCAGGUCACCUGCCAGAGUUCCCUGUGGCUAGGCUAGAGGUAGAUGGGAAUAUUCUUCAGGAAGCGCAUCUGGCUGCACUGAAAGUGUUGGAAAGUUCCCAUGAUCUGGAAAAAUAUCCAGACCUGAAGGCUGAGCUUAGCAUGAGACAACCGCUUAGUCCUUUGGGAGACUAGACUAGCCCAGCACCCUCAACCCAAUCCACCUGCUGGGCAGCAGGUGGGGGCAUGGAUCAUCCUAUAGUAUCCCGUUGCUAAGGCUCCCGAUUCAGGUUUAUCAUCCAUUAUAUACACUGUGGUACUGUUGGGAUAUCGAUGAUCGAUGAUGUAUAUAUUUAUUAUAAUGGCAUUCAUUUAUAUUGUUAUUGUAAUUCCAAUAUGGAUGGAAACAACAUCGGAGCGAGAGCAGAGCAGCUAGCCGUUCAGUGAGUCAACUUGAGUGGCCUCAUCAUAGCAUUAUCCUCGUGAUCCAGAAUCUGCAAGAUUACCAACCACGUCACUAGUGUAGGUGUAGUGGAGGAUAUGAUAUCAUACUUCUGUACUGCAAUUUAGAAGUAGCUAGCUAGCUUUGCUUACAUGACAAUGGUAGACGUAGCCUGGUUCGGCUGUUGCGUCGAAAGUGUAGGAAGAAUUGGAAUGGAUAUGUGAGAACCUUACUAGUAUUUUCGUCA
Molecule: messenger RNA, 3884 nt
Organism: Andrographis paniculata
Lineage: Eukaryota; Viridiplantae; Streptophyta; Magnoliopsida; Lamiales; Acanthaceae
Product: ATP-dependent DNA helicase homolog RECG, chloroplastic
Exons: 20
Coding region: 511-3390 (959 amino acids)
Biological process (GO): DNA recombination; DNA repair
Molecular function (GO): nucleic acid binding; ATP binding; DNA helicase activity
Source: RefSeq, a predicted model, not a curated record